UCGGCGUUAGCAGGGACUGUCCGAGAGCAGAGAGGAAGGAAACACCGGAACAUCGACCUGCUGGAGCUGCAACUCUGUAAUGUUAACAGACAGUCUGAUCUGAACGUCUUCAGCUUCCGUGUUCAGACUUACAGCUACACAGCCAGCUCUUAUCUCAGGUAGCUCUUAGCCCAGGUAGCUGAAAGCUCAGGUAGCUUCCAGCCGGUUAGCUCCUGUCAGCAGCAGCUAACCUAGCCUAGCUCAUCGUGUCAUACGCUUCAGAAUGAGGCUGAAGGUGGGCUUUCUCCUGCGGUCUCUGGUGGUCAUCGGGACGUUCCUGGCUCUGGUGGUCGUCUGGUCCUCUCUGUCCCCCAAACCCAGCGAGGAAAACCCCUUUAACAGACAGGAGAAUGUUGCCCUGCCCAGAGCUGACCCUGUAGACCAGUUUAAGCCUGUGGUGCCCUGGCCUCAUGUGGAGGGGGUAGAGGUUGACCUUCACUCCAUUCGACAACAACAUGGAGGCCCAACAACCCCCAGAAAGUGGAGGAGCAGCCCCAACGAGAAGCAGGUGAUCCAGCAGCAGUACGUGACGUUCAGACCCCAUAGUCACGCCUACACCAGCCCCGUCCUGAAGACAGGAAUCCUGGGUAACUUUGAGCCUAAAGAACCAGAGCCUCCAGGGGUCCCUAAUGGUCCUGGAGAGGGGGCCAAACCCUUCGUCCUGGGUCCAGAGUACAAAGACGCCGUACAGGCCUCCGUCAAAGAGUUUGGCUUCAACAUGGUGGCCAGUGACAUGAUCUCUCUGGACAGAAGCAUCAGCGACAUUCGCCAUGAAGAGUGUAAGUACUGGCACUAUGACGACAGACUGCUGACCUCCAGUGUGGUGAUCGUGUUCCAUAAUGAAGGCUGGUCUACACUGAUGAGGACGGUCCACAGUGUGAUCAAGAGGACUCCCAGGAUAUACCUGGCUGAGAUCGUCUUGAUCGACGACUUCAGCAACAAAGCCCACCUGAAGGAGCGUCUGGAAGAAUACCUCAAACAGUGGAACGGUCUGGUGAAACUGUUCAGGAAUGAGAAGAGAGAAGGACUCAUCCAGGCCAGGAGCAUCGGAGCCAAGAAGGCCACUAAAGGAGAGGUGCUGAUCUACCUGGAUGCUCACUGUGAGGUUGGAGUCAACUGGUACGCUCCUCUGGUCGCUCCUAUAUCAAAAGACAGGACAGUGUGCACAGUACCUCUCAUAGAUUAUAUAGAUGGUAAUGAGUACACCGUGGAGCCCCAGCAGGGUGGAGAUGAGGACGGGCUGGCUCGGGGAGCAUGGGACUGGAGUCUACUUUGGAAGAGAGUCCCACUGAGCAACAGAGAGAAGGCCAAGAGAAAACACACCACUCAGCCCUACCGGUCUCCUGCUAUGGCGGGGGGUCUGUUUGCUAUCGAGAGAGACUUCUUCUUUGAGCUGGGUCUGUAUGAUCCGGGACUGCAGAUCUGGGGAGGAGAAAACUUUGAAAUAUCAUACAAGAUCUGGCAGUGUGGCGGUCAGCUCCUCUUUGUGCCAUGCUCCCGGGUCGGUCACAUCUACAGGCUACAUGGUUGGCAGGGUAACCCGCCACCUGCACACGUUGGAGCAUCACCGACUCUAAAGAACUAUGUGCGGGUGGUGGAGGUUUGGUGGGAUGAAUAUAAGGACUUUUUUUACGCAAGUCGGCCUGAGACUUUGACGCUGGCUUACGGAGACAUCAGUGAGCUCAGACGAUUCAGAGAGGAGCAUCGCUGUAAGGGCUUCAAAUGGUUCAUGGAGGAGAUCGCAUAUGACAUCCCACUGAAUUAUCCCCUGCCUCCUAAAAAUGUGGAAUGGGGGGAGAUCCGGGGCUUAGAGACCAGUUACUGUAUCGACAGUAUGGGACACACUAACGGUGGAAACGUGGAGAUCGGACCCUGCCACAGGAUGGGGGGAAACCAGUUAUUCCGGAUCAAUGAGGCUAACCAGCUGAUGCAGUACGACCAGUGCAUGACGACAGGAAAAGAGAACUCAGGUGUCAUCAUCACACAUUGUGAGCGGAACCAGUACACUGACUGGAAGUACUUCAAGGAUAUGAAUCGGUUCACUCACGUGCCAACAGGGAAGUGUCUGGACCGCUCCGACAUGCUGCACACAGUGUUCAUCUCGGACUGUGACACCAGUAAAACCAGUCAGAAGUGGGAGAUGAACAACAUUGUGGCUGUGUGACCAACUGGGACUCAGACAUGAAGGCCGGGUGUAAAACACUCCUAUUAGACUGUGAUCCUGGUCACACACACACACACACACACACACACACACACACACACACACACACACACACACACACACACACACACACACAUGCAAGUAACACUCUUGCUGGUCUGAACUGGACCCUUACUGGUCUCUUAUCUGUUGAUUUGGGCUCUCAGGUGUUUCAAAUUUUCUCACUUUGAUUUAAAUUACUAAACCGUCUAUUCUUUUAGUCCCCUUAUCAUACUCACUCACCUCACUAACCAAAGAGUCCUUUCUAUUGGUGGAGGAGCCAGUCACAUCAUUAAUGUGGUAACCAGGCAGACCGCAUCAGGAUGUUAAUGUUGAAGAGAAACUCUCAGAUGAGACUGACCUGAGCAAAUCAAAGUCCUGCUUUGUUAAAUUCAUCAUUUAAAAAAUCAAUAUGUUUACCUGAUCAGACUCUAUCAGUCAGAGAGCAUGAACUUUAUCUGAGAACAGAGCUAGUAAACACAUGGACAACAGACACACUGUGAACUCUGAGAAACUGAACUAUAAUUUUUUAUUCUCAGAGACAUUUUCAUUAUUCCCACUUUAAAGGGUCUCCUCUCUGUGGACCACAAACAGAGGUUAACCUGUGCUCACACUUCUCUAAACUCUCUGAUCAGUCUGAUAGACAGAAGACAAACCCCUCAGUUUGCCACGUCUGACACCAGCCCUCCUUCACAUCAGAAACACUAACUUUACUCCUCUGAUUGACUCCAGUUCUUUCGAUUGAUCAGCUCCCACAGACUGUGAUGUUUGUGUGAGUGAGGAGGACUCCUGCCUUAUGACAGACUGAUGAAGGUUCAGUAUCUGACCAGCUGACUGUGACUCAGCCUGAUGAUAAUAAACACUGUGUUGUUUUGAGGGUUUGGGCUGAUACGACAACACAUGAAGAAAAAGUGACUGUUUGUGGGAGGUACAGAGGCUUUGGUGUGUGGACGAUCAUGUAUGCAAUGUUUUGUACAAUGUAAAUAGAUUCUUUGUAAAGACGCUAAAUCAUUUUGUGAAGGGGCCUGAAUGAUGUAAAUAUUUAACUUAUAGCAGAGAUUUAAUAUUUGGGGGGUGAUGGAGCAAAUAAACACCUGAUUUUUACAGCUCA
Messenger RNA from Labrus bergylta (ballan wrasse), 3353 nucleotides. The record is from RefSeq and is a predicted model, not a curated record. NCBI's taxonomy places the organism in Eukaryota, Metazoa, Chordata, Actinopteri, Labriformes, Labridae.